Messenger RNA from Fukomys damarensis (Damara mole-rat), 4919 nucleotides. It is a transcript of the gene Pigo, whose product is annotated as phosphatidylinositol glycan anchor biosynthesis class O. Gene Ontology annotation, molecular function: mannose-ethanolamine phosphotransferase activity. The transcript has 11 exons. Gene Ontology annotation, cellular component: endoplasmic reticulum membrane. NCBI's taxonomy places the organism in Eukaryota, Metazoa, Chordata, Mammalia, Rodentia, Bathyergidae. The coding region runs from base 263 to 3700 and encodes 1145 amino acids. Gene Ontology annotation, biological process: GPI anchor biosynthetic process. The record is from RefSeq and is a predicted model, not a curated record.
UAUUGAAAGAUUCAGUACAAAACUUUGUAGACAGGUAUAAUAAAAUCUAUCAAUUGAAAUCAGCUAAGCAAAAAGUAGGAAAUAAGUAUUAUUUAACCCUAUUGUACAGAUGAUAAUGCCCAGUACUUCACAGUAAGUGGCAGAGCUAGAAUUCAAGCCAAAUUUGACUCCAGAGGCCAUGCUUCUAGCCCUAACCAAGACUGGAUAGUAGUUCCCUGAAUCCAUCUAGCUUAAUAGUCCCUUUUUCCAAUUGUAAAUUACAAUGCGGUACGCACUUUACAAAAACUUGGCAGUUCUGCCUUUCUUGAGAAACUUCCAUCCAGGCGCCCGCAGGUGGCGCUGGGGCUCCCUGAGACGCUCUAUCCGAGCUGGCAAUUCUAUGGUCCCAGGCCUCACGGGCCGCCGCAGUACUUCCGGGCGCCGAUCCAGGAUGCAGAAGGUCUUGGUGUUGCUCUUCCUGGUCUGGGUCUGUUUGCUCUUCUAUGCUGGCAUCGCCCUCUUCACCAGUGGUUUCCUUCUCACCCGUUUGGAGCUUACCAACUACAGCAUCUGCCAAGAGCCCCCAGGCCCUGGCUUCCUGCCAUGGGGGAGCCAAGGGAAGCCUGGGGCCUGCUGGAUGACUUCCCGGUUCUCCAGAGUUGUGUUGGUACUGAUAGAUGCUCUGCGAUUUGACUUUGCCCAGCCCCAGCAGUCACAUACGUCUGGAGAUCCUCCUGUCUCCUUGCCUUUUAUGGGCAAAUUAGGCUCCUUGCAGAGGCUUCUGGAGAUUCAGCCCCACCAUGCCCGGCUCUAUCGAUCUCAAGUUGAUCCCCCCACCACCACCAUGCAGCGCCUCAAGGCCCUUACCACUGGCUCACUCCCUACCUUUAUUGAUGCUGGCAGUAACUUUGCCAGUCACGCCAUACUAGAAGACAAUCUCAUUAAGCAGCUCAACAGUGCAGGAAGGCGUGUAGUCUUCAUGGGAGAUGACACCUGGAAAGACCUUUUCCCUGGAGCUUUUUCCAAAGCUUUCUUCUUCUCAUCCUUCAAUGUCAAAGACCUACACACAGUGGACAAUGGCAUCCUAGAACACCUGUAUCCCACCAUGGACAGUGGUGAAUGGGACGUGCUGAUUGCUCACUUCCUGGGUGUGGAUCAUUGUGGCCACAAGCAUGGCCCUCACCACCCUGAAAUGGCCAAGAAACUUAGCCAGAUGGACCAGGUGAUUCGGGGACUUGUGGAGCGUCUGGAAAAUGACACCCUGCUGGUGGUGGCUGGGGACCAUGGGAUGACUGUGAAUGGGGACCAUGGAGGGGACAGUGACCUGGAGGUCUCAGCUGCACUCUUUCUAUACAGCUCUACACCCCUCUUCCCCAGCGCCCCACCAAAGGAUCCAGAAACAAUUCCUCAAGUCAGCCUUGUGCCCACAUUGGCCCUGCUACUGGGCCUCCCCAUCCCAUUUGGGAACAUUGGGGAGGUGAUGGCUGAACUGUUCUCAUGGGGUGAGGACUCCCGGCCUGACUCUUCUGCACUCGCCCAAGCCUCGGUGCUCCAUCUCAAUGCCCAACAGGUAUCCCGAUUUCUUCAUGCCUACUCAGCUGCUACUCAGGACCUCCAAGUUAAGGAGCUUCAUCGACUGCAGAACCUCUUCUCCAAGGCCUCUGCUGACUACCAGCGCCUCCUGCAGAGCCCCCAUAGGGCUGAGGCAACACUGCAGACUGUGAUUACUGAGCUGCAGCAGUUCCUGCGGGGAGCUCGAGCCAUAUGCAUCGAGUCUUGGGCCCGUUUCUCUCUGGUCCGCAUGGCAGGGGGUGCUACUCUCUUGGCUGCUGCCUGCCUUCUCUGCCUGCUCGCAUCCCAGUGGGCAACUUUCCUAGCCUUUCCUUUCCGCCCUCUACUGCUGAUACCUGUGGCCUGGGCCCUUGCUGGGACCAUUCUGUAUGCUGGAUUAUUAACAGCUACCAGGCUGAAGCUGGAUCUAGUGGUUCUAGGGGCUGUGGCUGCAGGAGGUUCACUCCUGCCUUUUCUGUGGAAAGUCUGGGGUAGCUGGAGGUCUAAGAAGCCCCUGGCAACCAUGCUUCCCAUCCCUGGGCCUGUCCUGUUACUCUUGUUCAUUCGCUUGGCUACCUUUUUCUCUGACAGCUUUGUUGUAGCUGAGGCUAGGGCCACCCCCUUCCUUUUAGGCUCACUCAUCUUGCUCCUUGUUGUCCAGAGGCACUGGGAGGGUGAGCUGCUGGUACCUAAACUGCUCACAAUACCCCGCCUUGGCUCUUCUACCCUAACAGGCCCCCCACGGCACAGUGGUGCAUAUGCCCUGAGGCUUGGCGUUGGGUUGCUUUUAUGUACAAGGCUAGCUGGGCUUUUUCAUCGCUGCCCUGAAGAGACGCCUGCUUGCCACUCCUCUCCUUGGCUGAGUCCUCUGGCAUCCAUGGUGGAUGGUCGAGCCAAAAAUUUGUGGUAUGGAGCUUGUGUGGGAGCACUGGUAGCCCUGUUAGUUGCCGUGCGCCUGUGGCUUCGCCACUAUGGUAAUCUCAAGAGCCCUGAGCCCCCUGUGCUCUUUGUGCGCUGGGGUCUCCCUCUAAUGGCAUUGGGCACUGCUGCCUACUGGGCAUUGGUGUCAGGGGCAGAUGAAGCACCCCCACGUCUCCGGGCCCUGGUUGCUGGAGCAUCAGUUGUGCUUCCUCGGGCUGUGGUGGGGCUGGCUGCUACAGGGCUCAUGCUGCUGCUCUGGAAACCUGUGACAGUGCUGGUGAAGGCUGGCACAGGUGCCCCACGGACCAGGACUGUCCUCACUCCCUUCUCAGGCCCCCCUACUUCUCAGGCUGACCUGGAUUAUGUGGUCCCUCAAAUCUACCGACACAUGCAAGAGGAGUUCCGGGGACGGCUAGAGAGGACCAAAUCUCAGGGUCCCUUGACUGUGGCUGCCUAUCGGUUGGGAAGUGUCUACUCAGCUGCUAUGGUCACGGCCCUCACCCUGUUGGCCUUCCCACUUCUGCUAUUGCAUGCAGAGCGCAUCAGCCUUGUGUUCCUGCUUCUGUUUCUGCAGAGCUUCCUUCUUCUGCAUCUGCUUGCUGCAGAGAUACCCAUCACCGCCCCUGGUCCUUUCACUGUACCAUGGCAGGCUGUCUCAGCUUGGGCCCUCAUGGCCACCCAGACCUUCUACUCCACAGGCCACCAGCCUGUCUUUCCAGCUAUACAUUGGCACGCAGCCUUUGUGGGAUUUCCAGAAGGUCAUGGCUCCUCAACAUGGCUCCCUGCUUUGUUAGUGGGAGCUAACACAUUUGCCUCCCACCUUCUCUUUGCAGUAGGUUGCCCACUGCUCCUGCUUUGGCCCUUCCUGUGUGAAAGUCAAGGGCCGAGGAAGAGGCGGCAGCCCCUAAGGAGUGAAACUGAGGCCAGAGUCAGGCCUGAGGAGGAGGAGGAGCCACUGAUGGAGAUGCGGCUCCGGGAUGCACCUCACCACUUCAAUGCAGCGCUCCUGCAGUUGGGCCUCAAGUACCUUUUUGUCCUUGGAGUUCAGAUUCUGGCUUGUGCCUUGGCAGCUUCCAUCCUCCGCAGGCAUCUCAUGGUCUGGAAGGUGUUUGCCCCCAAAUUCAUUUUUGAGGCCAUAGGCUUCAUUGUGAGCAGCGUGGGACUUCUCCUGGGCAUAGCUUUAGUAAUGCGAGUGGAUGGUGCUGUGAGCUCCUGGUUUGAAAAAUUAGUUCUAGCCCAACAAAGGUAGCCUAGUCUGUGGAUGCUGGCACCUGACUACAGAGACAGCUGGAGAAGAACCUGACCUGGACUAUACAGGUGCUGGAUGAUCUGCAUGAGAGAUUGAGCUUCUACUACCAUGCAGCACGGGGCUGCUGGCUGUGGGACUUUGUUAUUCUAGAAUUCAGGAUCAUAGUGGAGCCUGGUCCCUUUCUCCCUAUUUGGCUGCAUCUGAUGAAUAAAGGGGGUGGUCUCCAAAGUGGAAUAAAAUAAUAAUGUAUCUAUGUAUGUCUGAGAUGUGGGAGAGUACCCACUGUCGUAUAAGGGCUGGGGAGUGUCAGUCUCCCCUCCCAUAAGCACAGAUUGGGCCGACCGUCUCAGGCAGGCUUCGCUAUAUCUGAGAACAUUUGGCCUGAGGUUGGAAUUGCCUGAACUCACUGCCCCUACUUAUUCCUAUUCUACCUGCCAUUUUCUUUUGCCAUCCGGUAUUUUUAAAUUUCUUAUUCGGCUAGUAACAGAGAGGACUGAAACUACAAGCCCAGGCAUCAUGGAGCACAGACUUUCACUGUAUGAAGCCUCAAAUAGUGCAGUCUCUUGCUCUGCUGUGGCCUUUCACUAUAGAACACCUUUUGCCCUAUACUUCUGUGGAAGCCUGUACUGCCUUUAUCAGACCUACUCACCCAUCUUACAGAGCACUGUACCUUUCCCAUUGAUUAUUUUUGACUUGAAGCCAGAACUAUAUGAAUGUAAUGUUUCUCUUGUACAUUUCCUGUGCCCUCUGUCUAUCCUACACUCAUGUCAUUUUUAAAUUUUGUUUUUUGAAGUACUGUACUGGAGAUUGAACCUGGGUUCUCAAGCAUAUUAGGCAAGCCCUCUACCAUUGAGCUAUCUCUUCAGCCUUUAUAUCACUUUGAUAACAGGUUUUCACUAAGUUACCCAGGCUGGCCUCAAACUUGCAAUACUCCUGCUUCAGCCUGGCAAGUUACAGAGGUAUAGGUGUGUGCCAUCUUGCUGGGCUCAGGUGUCAGAUUUGAAAUGCUGAUAAAAGGUCUUUCUGAGUUGUCCAUCAGAAGAAUUGGAAGAGGCUCUAGAGAGAAGGGUCAGGAUUGCAGUUUGUACCCAGGUGUAGAGAUGGGAUUGCUAAAAGAAGAAUAGAUAUUAAAGCCAUGGAACAGGCAGGUGUCGUGGUGCACAUCUGUAAAAGUCCCAGCACUCAGGAGACAAAGGCAGAAGUAUUACCUUGAGUUGGA